AAUAACAACAGCAAUCAUCAAUCAUCAUCUCAAGCAACCGCGAUUUUCUCUCUUUUUCUCUCCAUUUUUUCCCGGAUGCCAAACACUCCGCCACGAUGUCGGGCGCCUGGGAUGAACACACUGUUACCAACUCCGAUCGACAACCCGACUCCGAUAAUCAAUAUUCCCACUUCAAUUUCGAUUUCUUCUCCGCCAUUGUUAAACCCAAGGAUUACUACAAAAUUUUGGAGGUCGAAUACGAUGCUACCGACGAUGACAUUCGUUCCAAUUACAUACGACUUGCUUUGAAAUGGCAUCCUGAUAAGCAGAAAGAUAAAGACGGUGCCACUUCCAGAUUUCAGGACAUAAACGAGGCUUAUCAAGUUUUAAGCGAUCCUUCGAGAAGGCAGGAAUACGACGAGAAAGGGAUGCUUUAUGUAAAUGAUGAUAACAUAGUGGAUUACCUCAAGCGGUACAAAAGCCUUAUUUUGACAUGUAAUGGCCUUGGUAUGAAGUAUUCAAUUUGGUGAAAUUGAAGUUUCCCCACGACUGCAAAAGGGCCUUUCUUGGUACGUUUUGAAUCUUCCAAGAAUGAAACGGCUUUGUGAUCAUGCGACUUGUACCAAGAGUGAUUCUAGAAUGGUUAAAAUUAUUUGUGUCAUUUUCAAAAUCACUGUUUUUAAUCAUUCAAAAUCGAUUUUAUUAGUAUGGAAAACAUGUUUAAAAGUGUAAAACUAAACAUUGAGAUGAUUUCGAGUGAUUAACGGUAUGUUUCACAGUGAUUUUCAAUAUGAAAAAUAGUGAUUUUAACCAUUUCAUAAUCACUCGAAAACGUGUAGUUGUAUUACAUGUUUUUAAACAUUUCGUAUGUGACUUGUUGUAUAACAUGUAAUCAAGGGAUAGAGGCCUUUUGUUGCGAGGCUCUUUUCUGCUUCCCCAUCUUUUCUCCCUAUGUACAUAUAACAUUGACCUUUACCUUAGAGGGAGUGACAUAAGAGAAUACAUAUCCAUCCUUUUUUUUUUUUA
Messenger RNA from Cucumis sativus (cucumber), 1005 nucleotides. RefSeq names its product chaperone protein DnaJ. The transcript is spliced from 5 exons. Lineage: Eukaryota; Viridiplantae; Streptophyta; Magnoliopsida; Cucurbitales; Cucurbitaceae. Bases 96 to 509 code for a protein of 137 amino acids. Gene Ontology annotation, cellular component: cytoplasm; nucleus. The record is from RefSeq and is a predicted model, not a curated record.